AUGAGUGAUUUCCUUGAAAGUCUGCGUACUGUUGAUAUAUCCACCGGGGGUGCGUCUAAGGAACAGCAUGAAAAAUUAAUUAGUAUGAUUGAUCAGCUGAGUUCGAAUGGCAAUUGGGAGAUCUGUGCCAAUUUCGUUCUAUCUGAACUUGAGAACUGCUCUUCUCCACAACAAAUCGUAAACUUGCAGAAUUCAGCUGCUCUGUUUGCGUGUUGCCGCUGCAUUGAAAACCUCCUUAAGCAUCCAAAAAUAGCACAGUCGGUGUGCCUGUCCAUUAUGCGGUACUAUCCAAAGAACUGGCCAACCCUCUUUGAUGAAUUCCUGAGCCUCUUCUCAGAAGUUAGCGCGCAGCAAAUGUGCCCCCCACUAUCGAAAUCUAAUCCCGUACUUCUGAAUCUUUUGGACGUUUUCUUGGAGGUUUUGCAGGAGCUGGAUUCGAUGGUGUUUAAUCGAAGUCUUAAUCUUACUAAUGAGCAAUUUCUCCGAACGUCCGAGAUUAAGGAUUCAAUGCGAAUUACUUGCUUGCCUCCAAUUGUUGAAUUGCUCGCUAUGAUCUUGAAAAACUUGCAAGUCGGCAAUGCCCGAGAACUGAAGCUCAUUUCCCUUUGCUUGAAAGUUGUUGGAUUGUAUGUCUUGUGGAUUGACAUAAAAUUGGUAGCUAAUGCGCAAUUUAUUGGCAUCCUCCAUUCACUUGUUCAAUUUACCGAACCAGCAGUUCACCAAAGUAUAUGCUUCCUACUAAAAGGACUUGUCACCAAGGGAAUGCCCGCAUUUCCCGAGAAAUUGUCCCUUAUUCUCGGUCUAUGGCCGCAGUUGCUGCAACCUUUGAUCAAUGCUCCGAGCACUGGCAAACUCCUUAGACGUACUUCAUCGAAUCCAAACCUGGACAUUAACCGCGACGACAACGAUUCGGAGGAAUUUGUAAACUUCCUUCAAGAAUUCUCCAACUGCAUGGGGAGCAUAGGCUAUAAUCUCACUGUCUCGUUCAAAGAACUGAUGGCAUCCAACCCCUCAGCCAACUCCAGCCAUGACUCCUCAACUUGGCAAGCUGCUUACGAGGAGUGUGUGGAAAAACUUGAAUUGACUCUGAAUAUUGCUAUAAAUUUACUCGCUUAUGAAGACAACGACGUAGGUUUGGCCGUUGUGAUGUUCGUCCAGGACUACCUGGAGCUGCUAAAGGAGAAGACACAUGGGAAACCAAGUCUUUCCAAUGGCUCUGCAAAACCCAAAAUGUUUCUCGAGUUAACGGCGGACCGCCUCUUCAAACUUCGACAGCUUCUCAGCGUUCUUAUGGAAAAGAUAGAGUACCCUACGGAAAGAACAUCUGAGGAGAUUGAUGAUUUCGAGAGCGAUCGUCAGGAGUAUCUUUCACUCGUUCGUGGUAUCGCUCGUGUUGAUGGCGGCCUGGUGCUGGAAGGCAUCCAGUCUCUCCUUCAGCAUACUCUUCUUCAACUUCCUCCUAGCAUGCGAGUGGAGGAGAUUGAGGAAAUGGUUCUCGGUCGAUUGGAGUCGUGUCUCUAUCUCUUUUUCGCCGCCGGUGAAUUCUACAAGGCCCCAAGAAACGACCAUUUCGCCGAAGGCUACUUGUAUAAUGCCAAAAUGGGUGAAUUAAUGACCACAAUUUGUUGCAGCAAUAUCUCCGCCAUUGCUUAUUACCCUAUACAAUUGGAUUUCUUUGAAUUAAUCGGCCGCUAUGACAAGUUUUUCAACUCAUCACCCAAGCUCCUCUUCGACGUUCUGGCUGCGUUCUUGGACGAGCGAGGUCUUCGGAAUUCGAACGUCAAAGUUCGAUGUCGAUGUGCUUAUCUUUUCAGUCGCCUUAUCAAAUCUCACAAGUCUAUAUUCGCGUUACAUACUGAGCAGAUCCUACAACAACUGGAAAGCCUUCUCCCUCUUGACCCUACGCCUGAAUUGCCUGGUUUAAAAAACAUCAACGGCUUUCCCAAACCGCCCUCGAUGCCUCUUCUCAACGGAGCCGGUGCAGCGAGUCCAAGGCUUUUCUCUAUAGUGGAGCAGAGUUUUCUCUAUGAGUCCUGCGCUCACCUCAUCUCCUCACGUUCGUCCAACAGUGAGGGUGGGGGCGUCCGGGAGGCGGCGAGUCUCUUUGCAAUGCUUCUGCAGCCCACCCUCCUUCAGUUUCCUCAAAUGAUGCGCCUUUUGGCUCAGGAGAAGGAUCCCGAUGUGGCUGAAGCUCGUGGCACCGUUAUCAAGCAGACGGCUGAUCUUAUCACUCGAACGACACGCGUUAUGUCGCUACAGACACCACCAGAGCCAGAGUACGUGCACAUUCUGAUGAAGAUUCUCGAUGUGCUGGUGGGAAGUCUGGCGCUGCUGCCGCCGGUGGCGGGAGCGCCUGGUCGGGGAGCGGCCUGCGCCGGCGUCCGCGCUUUCAUCCAUCGCCUCAUUGGCUCCAUCGGACCGGAGUGCAAUGUUGUAGUCAAGUCUGCUGAUACCUCCGCAGAUGCUGCGCCUGCCUCCUCUGUAUCCGACGGUGGAGGUGGAGAAGGGAGCAGCGGUGACGACGGAGACGGUAUUGGUCGUACUGCCUCCGAUCUCCUUCUCCUUGCUAUCUCCACGGCAAAUCCUCACUUCUUGACCGUGCAGCACUCUAACGAUCCGGGGUUGCCUUUGCAAGAUCCAGAUAUCCGGUGGAGAGAGUUAAGGGAACAUAUACCUCUUUUCAGUCAAUUGGCCCUUCGGUACAAGGAUCGCUGCCUGCCCGUCCUGUCGGAGUGUCUGCCACCACUGAUUGCUUCGACGAUGGGUGCGUUGACCGAGCCACUAGAGGCGGCGCAGAUGGUGGCAAUGACAGAGCGCUGUGCCUUGCGACGCGCUCUCCUCCAAGCUCUCCAAUCCAUCGGCCAGGUCUUGCCUCAGGGUAUCUUCAUUGCCCUGGGUUCAAAUGCUGCCAACGUCUUAGUGUCGCUGGUGAGUCUGACAGAGGCCUGUUUGGAGGCGGAGGACGCCGUGGGCAUGCGCUAUGGUUUGACCUUCUUCCUCGGUUGCAUCACCCACUUUGCUAGUGACGACACCUUCUAUGAAAAUUUUCUCCUUCCUCACCUCCUGCCCCUCGCCUUCCUGUCACCUGCCCGCUCCAACUUCCGCCUCAACGACGCUCAAUUCGCGCUGACACUCAACGAGGCAGCCAGCUGCAUCUAUGCCCUCAAUUCUGCCAGGGGCGACGUCUUUCAAAAAUUCCUACUGCAGACCUUCCUUCCACGGCAAAACCUCUCCCAGAACUAUAUUGAGCCGUACAUAACCAAUCUUUGCACGCAGACCCUUUCAGGCUUUCAGAUAUUUGCCAAGAACUUUUAUUCUUCAUUCCGAUGA
This is a messenger RNA of Echinococcus granulosus, 3330 nucleotides long. RefSeq names its product Exportin-T. Gene Ontology annotation, molecular function: small GTPase binding; tRNA binding. Gene Ontology annotation, cellular component: nuclear matrix; cytoplasm; nuclear pore. The transcript has 14 exons. Gene Ontology annotation, biological process: tRNA re-export from nucleus. Bases 1 to 3330 code for a protein of 1109 amino acids. The record is from RefSeq and is a predicted model, not a curated record. Lineage: Eukaryota; Metazoa; Platyhelminthes; Cestoda; Cyclophyllidea; Taeniidae.